Messenger RNA from Austrofundulus limnaeus, 565 nucleotides. Its product is annotated as gamma-parvin. Gene Ontology annotation, molecular function: actin binding. Gene Ontology annotation, cellular component: cytoplasm; actin cytoskeleton; focal adhesion. Gene Ontology annotation, biological process: establishment or maintenance of cell polarity regulating cell shape; actin cytoskeleton organization; cell projection assembly. The record is from RefSeq and is a predicted model, not a curated record. NCBI's taxonomy places the organism in Eukaryota, Metazoa, Chordata, Actinopteri, Cyprinodontiformes, Rivulidae.
GCUGUAACAGAUCUCAUUGGAGCCUCCUUUCAGAUUUCAGAACAACUUCUUAUUUUUGUUUUGACGGUUUGUGAGUUGACUUCUUUGUCAGCAUUCAGUUGAGCAGAAGUUCCCUCAACUCAGUUGCAGUUUUGUUCUGCAGUGAACUGAAGCUUGUGAUAAGUGGCUGCAUCACCCAGAGCAGCACUGAUGGAGGCAGACAUCUUUGAGUACCACAAAGUGGAGGAUCCUGUGGAUGUGGAGACGUUUCAGGGAGAGAAGAGAAAGCUCAUCCAGCCAACAUCUUUAAAGGACCCCAAACUGGAAAAGCUGAAAGAGGCUUUGGUUGAUUGGAUCAAUAGGACAUUGAAACCAGAACACAUAGUGGUUCAGAGUCUGGAGGAGGAUCUGUACGAUGGACUGAUUCUUCAUCACCUGCUGUGCCGGUUGGCCAGCAUGGACUUGUCUGUGGAGGAAAUAGCGCUGUCCAACACCGCUCAGAUCCGCAAGCUGGAGGUGAUCCUGGAGGAGCUGGACAAAAGGCUGGGUCUGCAGGACAGCAGUCCCAUCAAAUGGAGCGUCAAGC